GAAUCAAAUAGCUGCUCAUCUAAUCUCUCAAAGUGAGGGGGGGUGGGGGCUCGUGCAUUUGGUUCAGCUGCAUGAAAAAAAAAAGAAGGAGCGGGCUAGUCAUCCACCUAGUGCUUUCUUCACAGACGCCUACAUGAUAAUCCCAAUCUGUGGCCAUUAGUGCACCGAGAGAUCGAGCAAGGAGAGAGUUCAGCAGAGAGGGGGAGCGAGAGAGGGAGAGGGGGGAGUGCCUGGACAGAGAUGCACACAGAGGAAAAAGACAGACAGAGAGAGAGGGAGCUUUUAAGGGAUUUGGUGGUGAUUUCUAGAAUCUCACUGCUGUAAUGUUUUGCUUUUUCCUCCACUUUUCUCGUGACACUUCACCCUGAAGAGAUUUCAUUUCCGUUCUUCUUCUUUAACCAUUGUUUUUGUUCUGUUCUGAGUGCACGCAGCUGUCUGAGAUGAUAAAGGAUUUACUUUUGGCGGUGAGAGGAGAGCCUUGCCUCUAGAUAUUUAUAUAUAUAAUCACAUUUAGGACCAUGGAUGGGAGGCCUGUUGGGAAAACCCAUGUGAUGGAUACAAUCAAGAGCGGUCGAUGAAGAAUGGGCAGGUGUCAAAGGUAGAGGGAGUGGCCCGGUGCUGUCAGUCCAUCUGUCGGUCAUCAUCAUGACAUCAGAGGCCCGCUCGUCCCAUUGGCUCUGCUGGCUCACCUCACCUUCCAGGUACCGAACAUGCCUUCAGCUGAUCUGGGUGCUGCUGGUGGGGUUCAGCCCGGGUUCGUGGGCCCAGCAGGGCAACCAGCCCGGGUCCAUCAAAAUCGAGGGCGACAUCAAAUUGGGCGGGCUGUUCCCCAUGCACUCUCGGGGCCCUGCCGGUGUGCCCUGCGGGGAGAUCAAGAGAGAGAAGGGGAUCCACAGAUUGGAGGCCAUGCUGUACGCCUUGGACCAGAUCAACAGCGACCCGGACCUCCUGCCUAACAUCACUCUGGGGGCCCGGAUCCUGGACACCUGCUCCAGAGACACCUACGCCCUGGAGCAGUCGCUCACCUUCGUCCAGGCCCUCAUCCAGAAGGACAACUCAGACGUGCGAUGUUCCAACGGAGAGCCGCCCAUCAUCCCCAAACCGGAGAGGGUGGCCGGGGUGAUCGGGGCGUCGGGCAGUUCCGUGUCCAUCAUGGUGGCCAACGUGCUCAGACUGUUUGCGAUUCCCCAGAUCAGCUACGCCUCCACGGCCCCCGAGCUGAGCGACAAAAGCCGCUACGAGUUCUUCUCCCGUGUGGUGCCUCCGGACUCCUACCAGGCCCAGGCCAUGUUGGACAUAGUGAAAGCCAUGGGCUGGAACUACGUCUCCACGCUGGCCUCGGAGGGAAACUACGGAGAGAGCGGCGUCGACGCCUUCCUCCAAAUAUCCAGAGAAGCAGGGGGGAUCUGUAUUGCACAGUCCAUAAAGAUUCCCAGAGAGCCCAGACCGGGGGAGUUCGAGAAGAUCAUCAAGAGACUGAUGGAGACCUCCAACGCUCGCGGGGUCAUCAUCUUCGCCAGCGAGGACGACAUCAAACGGGUGCUGCAGACGGCCAAAUCGGCCAACCUGACGGGCCACUUCCUGUUUGUUGGCUCCGACAGUUGGGGAGCCAAAAGUUCCCCGAUCCAGGACCAGGAGGAUGUGGCCGAGGGCGCUGUGACCAUCCUGCCAAAGAGAGCCUCUAUCGAUGGGUUCGACCAGUACUUCACUUCAAGAUCGCUAGAAAACAACCGAAGAAACAUCUGGUUUGCAGAGUUCUGGGAGGACGACUUCAAGUGCAAGCUGACCCGCCCCGGCAUAAAGUAUGAACUUGGUAGAAGGAAAUGUACAGGUGAGGAGAGAAUUGCUCAGCACUCUCAGUACGAACAGGAGGGCAAGGUGCAGUUUGUGAUUGACGCGGUGUACGCCAUGGCCUACGCCUUACACAGCAUGCACAUGGACCUGUGCCCCGGAUACAUGGGCGUCUGCGACAAGAUGGACCCUGUGGAGGGACGGGAUCUGCUCCAUUACAUCCGCGCUGUCAACUUCAAUGCCUAG
This is a messenger RNA of Notothenia coriiceps (black rockcod), 2037 nucleotides long. Its product is annotated as metabotropic glutamate receptor 8-like. The record is from RefSeq and is a predicted model, not a curated record. The coding region runs from base 646 to 2037 and encodes 463 amino acids. Gene Ontology annotation, molecular function: G protein-coupled receptor activity. Gene Ontology annotation, cellular component: membrane. Gene Ontology annotation, biological process: G protein-coupled receptor signaling pathway. Lineage: Eukaryota; Metazoa; Chordata; Actinopteri; Perciformes; Nototheniidae. The transcript has 8 exons.